AUGAACGGCGAUACAUUUUUCGAUUGGUUUAUAACUUUUAUGCCCAUGCUACGAGAUGGGGCAGUUAUUGUAAUGGACAAUGCUCCCUACCACAGCGUUAAAGUUGAAAAAUACCCCAACAUGAGUUGGAAGAAAAACGAUAUCAUUUCAUGGCUGGUGGGUAAGGGGGAAACGGUACAGCCCCAUUAUGUAAAGGCACAAUUGUUAGAUCUCACGCGCAAAUAUAAGCUCGAAAAUAAUUAUGUUAUUGAUGAAUAUGCCAAACUACAUGGCCAUGAAGUAUUACGCCUUCCCCCUUACCAUUGUGAACUAAACCCCAUUGAGUUAGCAUGGGCAAGCGUUAAAGAUUACGUGAGAGCGCGAAAUACUACUUACAAACUAUCUGACGUCCAAACACUAUUACAUGAAGCCGAGUCGUGGCAGAAUUUUAUUCGCCAUACGAUAAAGGAGGAGGAUAGAGUACGUCAACUGGACAAUAUUACAGAUACAAUUUUGGAUGAAGGUGAGGAGUGGGAGCACCCAUCCGAAUCCGACAGCGAUAUUAACAGCGAUAUUGACAGCAACGUAUAA
Molecule: messenger RNA, 570 nt
Organism: Osmia bicornis bicornis
Lineage: Eukaryota; Metazoa; Arthropoda; Insecta; Hymenoptera; Megachilidae
Exons: 1
Coding region: 1-570 (189 amino acids)
Molecular function (GO): nucleic acid binding
Source: RefSeq, a predicted model, not a curated record